Molecule: messenger RNA, 395 nt
Organism: Aspergillus homomorphus CBS 101889
Lineage: Eukaryota; Fungi; Ascomycota; Eurotiomycetes; Eurotiales; Aspergillaceae
Exons: 1
Coding region: 132-347 (71 amino acids)
Source: RefSeq, a predicted model, not a curated record
CAUAACUUGUCACCGACGCGGUGCUGACGCAGUUCCUCUUUCUAUUCUAAUCUUCGUGCUGGUUGGGGCCGUGUAUUAUCAUGGACUUUGCUUCGGUCAUGGAAUCUCCAGCCUGAUGUCGGAUGUAGAUUAUGCUUUAUCUUCCUUAUGAUUUGUUUUUCUUUCUUUCUUUCUUAUCUCUCUCUGUCUUCGGGUCAGAUGGUUAUACCUUUUUCUUUUUCCGUUCUGCUUCACCGUCGAAUAGGCGAUGGAAUGACGAGCACGGGUCCAGUGUAUGGAGCUGGACACCUCUCCCACGUGAUUUGAUGGGACACGAUCUGAUCUUCUUCUGCCUUUGUAGAGUGUAGGUUUAUAAGUAGAGGAAAGAGGAGAAUUGUCCGACUCUGAACCGUCCG